Micropterus salmoides (largemouth bass) is the source of this 2460-nucleotide messenger RNA. RefSeq names its product fibronectin type III domain containing 7a (gene fndc7a). Lineage: Eukaryota; Metazoa; Chordata; Actinopteri; Centrarchiformes; Centrarchidae. The record is from RefSeq and is a predicted model, not a curated record. Gene Ontology annotation, molecular function: protein binding. Bases 1 to 2460 code for a protein of 819 amino acids. The transcript is spliced from 13 exons.
AUGCGGAAAACACAGUUAAAGAUUCUUAAACUUUUGCUUUUAUUGACCUUCACAGAGAUGUGUGCUGCUCAAAAUGGCAUCACUUUGUCAGUAUUUACCGUCACAUCUAAGAGUAUGACGGUGCAGUGGAGUGGCCAAACUGGUGCCAGCUCCUACAAGAUCACAGCAACACCCAAGAACUCUCCAAAACAAUCCGUCUUUGCUCAGUUCGGUGGCAGCACCGUGAUGGGCUCAGUCAACUCCCUGUCGCCAAACACAGUUUACACCAUGCAGCUAGAAGCUAUGGACAAUGCACUCAAUGUCCUCAGCAGCGCAGAGACAGAGGAGACAACAGCUCCUGACGUCCCAAGCAUUAAACAGGCCUACUCCAAACACAGCGACAGCAUCACUGUGGAGUUCACAGAGGUUUCAGGGGCAACUAGCUACAUCCUGAGGGCAGAGUCGGAGGUUGGUAAUUUCUUCUCUGAGACCGUGGUGACCGGCUCCCCGGGUACUGUGGUGCAGCUCCAGCCCUACACAGUCUACAGCAUGAGUGUCAUGUCUGUCAACUCUGGGGGGAGGAGUCAGCCCUCAUACCCCGUCAAUGCUCGAACAGUGAUAAAGGCACCCACAUUGAACACCACCUCCCCUAACAAUGGCACCAUCAUUGUGACUUGGACCCCGGUUGAGCACGCCGUCCUCUACACGCUCUGCCUUAUCCAAGAGGGCUCCAGCUCCCGCUUCAAACUGAACACCACUGACACCACAGUGACCUUUAAUAACCUUGAAGCAGGGACUAACUACUUUAUCAAGGGCACAGCCUGGGACUCUGAUGGUCGAGCUGGAGACGACCUCACUGUCAGUCAGAUCACACGUCCUGGCAGCCCAGAUGUGACCCUCGUCCAGGUGACUCAGGGUCGAUCUCUUGGUGUUGCUGUGUACUGGGAGUUAGCGCAAGGAGCUGACAACUACAUAGCUUGGACCACUAAUGGCCAAAACUGUACUUCAGCAGCUAAUAGUAACUGUUUUAUUGCACCUGUGGAGUGUGGCCAGAACCACUCUGUCUCUGUCAUAGCUUUUAACCAAGCAGGUCCCAGCAGACCCUCGCAACCAAUAGACUACAUUACAUAUCCCUGUCCCCCAGAGAACAUCUGGGUGGAGGAAUCCAAAGCAGGCAACUGCUCUGUGGUGUGGGAUAAGGUGCCACUGGUGGAGUUCUACAUGGCCUUCAUAAAGAGGGACGACGGGACAGAGAAGUCAUGUAACACCACUGGAACCACUUGCCCAUUUUUCUGCAUGUGUGGCUACACCUACCUCACCACUGUCUUCCCCUACAACCAGGCCGGCUCCAGCCCUGUCGCUCCUGUUCGCAAUUACACCACCAUUCCUUGUUGCCCACAGGAUGUUACCAUAAACCUAGUUUCUACAGAGACCCUGGAGAUCAUGUGGUCACCAGUCAAAGGGGCCGAGUUAUAUGAGACAACAGCAGCACAGACUAAUGAUGUCAUCCACUGUAAUGACACGGCACCCGUGUGUGCGCUGUCUGAUUUGAAGUGCAACACAGCUUAUUCUGUGACUGUCACACCAUGCAGCGACUUACGAGGAUGCAACCUUACCUGCACACCACAAACACGUGAGACAGCUCCGUGUGCCCCGGAGAUCCUGAGUAUGACACAAACCAACAGCUCCAUAUACCGUGUCCUCUUCACUACCCCCAACACCCUCAACACAAAUUAUACCAUCACUGCCAUUGGACGCUAUGACAUACACACUUGCAACGCGAGAAAUAACUCCUGUGAGCUCACACAGCUGCCCUGUGGGUCAACCUAUGAGGUCACGGCAGUGGCCACCACAUCUGUGGGGAGAAGUCUACCUGGAUACAGUAAACCUUUGGAAACAGGUCCUUGCUGCCCCGUGUCUAUUAAUGUCACCCAGGUCACCCAGGCUAUGACCAACGUGACCUGGGCACCUGGUGGAGGAGCUCGCUCCUACAUCACCACCCUGAUGUCCUCACGCGGCUACGCCAAGUGUCACACCCUGGACACCCACUGCCUGAUGGGAUGCAUCACCUGUGGCACCACCUACAGCGUCAUCCUGGAAGCCAUCAGCAGCACAGGAUACAAGUCAGAGUGCAGAUAUCGUGGAUUCUCAUCAAGUGCCUGUUGUCCAACAAAUGUCAAGCUCUAUCGCAGGGCCAACCAGUCCCUCAGGGUGUACUGGCUCUCUUUGGGCCCUCAGAUUCAGAACCACACAGUAGAGCUGUAUGGGACAGGAGCCAACUACUCCUGUAUCGCAGCUCCCGGCAACAUGUACUGUGAUAUCCAGGAGGAAACAUGUGGGGACGUCUACACAGUAGUGGCCACACCAGUUGGACAAAAUGGGAUCAAAGUCAGCUUUUGUCAACCCAGGACAUACUCGGUUCCCUGCCCAGGAAUUAAUAUUGGCAUGGUGAUCUCUCGCGGAAAACGAAGUGUGGAUUAA